Messenger RNA from Triplophysa dalaica, 5687 nucleotides. It is a transcript of the gene usp47, whose product is annotated as ubiquitin specific peptidase 47. The transcript has 28 exons. The record is from RefSeq and is a predicted model, not a curated record. Lineage: Eukaryota; Metazoa; Chordata; Actinopteri; Cypriniformes; Nemacheilidae. Gene Ontology annotation, biological process: protein deubiquitination. Gene Ontology annotation, cellular component: cytosol; nucleus. The coding region runs from base 228 to 4277 and encodes 1349 amino acids. Gene Ontology annotation, molecular function: cysteine-type deubiquitinase activity; cysteine-type endopeptidase activity.
AUGUGAAGUCUCGCGAAAGUGCGAAGCGGCCAUUUUUCCUCCAUUGAUUGCUGUUUGUGCUUACAGUCCAAGCAUACAGAAAGUAACACAGAUUAAACUGGAUUACAAGUUAUUAAACCCCCAAAUUUGGCUUUGAAAUCGACUGGUUUUGCCUAACACCCUCAGAAUGGUCCCUCAAAGCGAAUCGCAGUGCUCCUGUUGACAGCGGAUCGCGGCUGUAGGAUCAGAUGGAAAUGGUGCCCAGCGAAGAAAAGCAGCUUGUGCCCAAAGAGAUUGAAAGUGCUGCUGAGGAGCCGAGAGUGUUGUGUAUCGUACAAGACACCACCAAUGCCAAGACAGUCAAUGAGAGGCUGACGCUCAACCUGCCCGCCUCCACCACCGUCAGCAAACUGUACGAGGAUGUGGCUCAAAAAGCUGGAUAUGUGAAUGGGACUUUUUGCAUGGUUUGGGCCAGCGGCAUCAAUACGGCACCUUUGGACCAGGCCGAUGAGACAUCCCUGGUUUUGUCUGGUUUUGAGGCAGGAAAGAGGAACUUCCUGCAGCUUACGGAUAAGGAUGGUGACCAGCCUCAGAUAGCUUCAGAUGAAUCAGGCACAGCAGACAGCAGUGGUCUUGAUGACAGCUCUCAGGACCGCUUUAUCGGACCCUUGCCGCGCGAUGGUACUCUGGGCUGCAGCAGUGACUACAGCAGCCCCAGUUAUUCAUACUCAUCCAUACUCAACAAAUCAGACACAGGUUAUGUUGGUUUGGUCAACCAAGCGAUGACCUGUUACCUAAACAGCCUUCUACAGACCUUGUUCAUGACCCCUGAGUUCAGGAACACACUCUUUAAAUGGGAGUUUGAGGAAUCUGAGGAGGAUCCGGUCACCAGCAUCCCAUACCAACUCCAGAGGCUGUUUGUGCUCCUGCAAACCAGUAAGAAACGCGCCAUUGAGACCACAGAUGUAACGCGCAGCUUCGGCUGGGACAGCAGUGAGGCCUGGCAGCAACAUGACGUUCAGGAGCUUUGCAGAGUCAUGUUUGAUGCGCUAGAGCAAAAGUGGAAAGAGACUGAGCAGGCUGACCUGAUAAACCAGCUUUACCAGGGAAAGCUGAAGGACUAUGUGCGCUGUUUGGAAUGUGGGUAUGAGAGCUGGAGAAUCGACACGUACCUGGACAUCCCACUGGUCAUCAGGCCCUUCGGGGCCACCCAGGCUUUUGGAAGUGUGGAAGAGGCUUUGCAGGCCUUCAUCCAGCCUGAGACUCUGGACGGGCCAAAUCAGUACUUCUGUGAGAGAUGCAAGAAGAAAUGCGAUGCCCGCAAGGGCCUGAGAUUCCUUCAUUUUCCAUACCUGCUGACUCUGCAGCUCAAACGCUUCGACUUCGAUUACACCACUAUGCACCGUAUUAAACUCAACGACCGCAUGACCUUCCCAGAGGAGCUGGACAUGAGUCCCUUCAUUGACGUAGAGGAUGAGAAAUCACCUCAGACAGAAAGCUGUACUGAUAGUGGGGCAGAGAAUGAAGGAAGCUGCCACAGUGACCAGAUGAGCAAUGAUUUCUCCACAGAUGAUGCUGUCGAUGAGGGCAUUUGUCUGGAUAACGCCAGCAGCACGGAGCGAGUGCUAAAACCAAAGAGCUCAUUGACCUUUGAACUCUUCUCGGUCAUGGUGCAUUCUGGGAGCGCUGCAGGUGGACACUACUAUGCCUGCAUCAAGUCUUUCAGCGACAGCCAGUGGUACAGCUUCAAUGACCAGCACGUCAGCAAGAUCACCCAGGACGACAUCCGGAAGACAUACGGCGGGUCCUCAGGGAGCAGAGGCUAUUACUCUAGUGCCUUUGCCAGCUCUACAAAUGCAUACAUGCUCAUGUACAGACUGAAAGAUCCCUCCAGGAAUGCAAAAUUCCUGGAUGUGGAGGACUUUCCGGAACACAUAAAGAGACUAGUACAUCGAGAGAAAGAAUCUGAGGAGCAGGAGAAGAGACAGAGGGAGAUCGAUCGCAACACAUGCAAGAUCAAGCUCUUCUGCAUGCAUCCAGUGAAGAUGAUGAUGAUGGAGAACAAGCUAGAGGUUCACAAAGACAAAACUCUCAGAGAAGCAACAGACAUGGCCUACAAGCUGAUGGAUGUUGAAGGAGUGGUUCUGCUGGACUGCUGUCGACUGGUAAAGUACGACGAGUUUCACGAGUAUCUGGAACGUUCAUAUGAGGGCGAAGAUGACAUGGCCAUGGGUCUGCUGCUCGGCGGGGUCAAAUCUUCAUACAUGUUUGACCUGCUGCUGGAGAUCCGCAGACCUGAUCAAAAGUUUCAGACCUACAAACCUGGAGAAGUAAUGGUGAAGGUUCACGUGGUGGAUCUAAAGAGCGAGACCAUUGCUGCCCCAGUCAGUGUGAGAGCUUAUCUUAACCAGAGCAUUACUGAGUUUAAACAACUCAUCGCACAGGCCACGGGGCUUUGUGCAGAAACGAUGCGUGUUGUCUUGGAACGCUGCUAUAAUGACCUUCGGCUUCUUUACGUGCCCAACAAGACUCUGAAAGCAGAGGGUUUCUUCAGAAGCAACAAGGUAUUCGUGGAGAGCUCCGACUCGACAGAUCACCAGGCCGCUUUUACAGAAUCUCUUUUGUGGAAGCUCCUGGAUCGUCACGGAAACACAAUCAGACUGUUUGUCUCCCUGCCUGAACAGUCCCCAGGCUCCUUGGCCAAUAGAACUAGUUGCCCCAAGGCUAGCGCUGAAACUGAGGACUCGAUUGAUGGAGCUAAGGGCAGCCAGAAGCCAGUGGAGGCCAUUCUUGAAGAAAGCACAGAGAAACUAAAGAACCUUUCAUUGCAGCAGCAGACCUCCAGCCCCAGUGACAGCCAGAAGAGCUCAGAACACAGCGACUUUGAGCUCAUCGACUCACCAGCACAAGAGUCGGAGGCCCCCUCGCAGCCCCCUCAGCUCGAGAACUGCGCACGGGGGGUUCCCGACUCCGAGAACCAGUUCCCCUCGGAGGAGCGCUCGGAUUCGGACGUCAACAACGACCGCAGCACCAGCUCGGUGGACAGUGACAUCCUGAGCUCCAGCCAUAGCAGCGACACGCUGUGUAACGCAGACAGCGGCCCGUUGCCCCUGGCGAACGGUCUUGACUCGCACAGCAUCACAAGCAGUCGCCGCUCAAAAGCACACGAGGGGAAAAAGGAAACGUGGGACACUGCCGAGGAGGAUUCGGGAACGGACAGCGAGUACGACGAGAACGGCAAGAGCAAAGCUGAGGCGCAGUACAUGUUCUUCAAAGCUGAGCCGUACUCGCAAGAGGAAGGUUCCGGAGACGGACAAAAAUGUUUGCUUGUCCACGUCGAUAAGAGAAUCACAUUGGCCGCGUUCAAACAGAAUCUAGAGCCGUACGUCGGCGUCCCUUCCACUCAGUUUAAGGUCUUCCGGGUUUAUGCCAACAACCAGGAGUUUGAGAGCGUGCGGCUGAACGAGACUCUCUCUACUUUCUCUGAUGAAAACAAGAUCACAAUCCGACUAGGACGAGCACUGAAGAAAGGAGAAUACAGGGUGAAGGUCUACCAGCUGCUAGUCAAUGAACCAGAGCCCUGUAAGUUUCUUCUGGACACUGUGUUUGCUAAGGGCAUGACUGUUCGACAGUCUAAAGAGGAGUUACUGCCUCAACUCAAAGACCAGUGCAAACUGGAGCUCAGUAUAGACCGGUUUAGACUCAGGAAGAAGACUUGGAAGAACCCAGGCACAGUGUUCCUGGAUUACCAUGUGUACGAGGAGGACAUCAACAUCUCUAGUAACUGGGAGGUGUUCCUGGAAGUCCUCGAAGAACCCGAGCGGAUGAAGUCCAUGUCCCAACUGGCGGUUCUGACACGUCGCUGGUGUCCCUCCCAAAUGAAACUCGAACCCUUUCGGGAGGUGGUGUUGGAGAGCAGCAGUGUGGAUGAACUUAAAGAAAAGCUAAGUGAAUUGAGCGGAAUCUGUCUUGAAAACCUGGAGUUCGCAAAGGGUAGAGGAACUUUUCCUUGUGACAUAUCAGUGCUGGAGAUCCAUCAGGAUUUGGAUUGGAAUCCUAAAGUCUCAACCCUCAAUGUCUGGCCUCUUUAUAUCUGUGACGAUGGCGCUGUGAUCUUCUACAGGGACAACACAGAGGAGCUAAUGGAGCUUUCCGAGGACGAGCGCAAUGAAUUAAUGAAGAAGGAGAGCAGCCGCCUGCUAAAGACGGGCCAUCGGGUCAGCUACUCCCCCCGCAAAGAAAAGGCCCUCAAAAUCUACCUGGACGGAGGGCCUUCCAAAGACCCUGGACAGGACUGAGCGGGUGGAAAACACUCCUUCCCCAUUUUCUAUCUGCCCGCUGCAGUAUAGCGCUGCCUCGCCAGGAACCCUGGCGGUUGGGCCCACGUUGAAUCAACGUCACCAGUGCUGUCCGGCUGACGCGCUCUCUCUCUUUUUGAGCUCCAGAGCGCCUAACGUGGCUCAGAGUACAAUUGUGCACCAUAGUUUAUCUUACUGUACAGUUUAAAGGGAAGUGCAAAAGCUAUUUCAAAUCUAAUAUCAUUCAGAAGAAUCAAUUUAAUAAUAUAAAGAUGGGUGCAUUUGUAGAGAAAACAGAGGGGGUGUUUUGGGAGAUACUUUGUGAUCCUCUCAGUCUUUCACCUGUUUUCGCCCUCAGUGCUCCAUCUAUGUUGAUUUUCAUCCCCUCGUUCUGCUGUCUCUACAUGACUCACUUUUAUCAUUUUCAGAUGUAAUUGCGUCUGCAGAGUUCUCAUGUUCUUCAUCAUCCAGAUUCUACUGAGCGUUGUAAUAUACCCACCCACCUCCAAACGUCCCAAAGACCCUAGGGGUGACAGCACUGCUCAUCUUCCAUUUCGUAGAGCUCUUCGACCGACUCCAGUCGUAAAUAUGAUACUAUCACUUGAAGUAUUUGGGUAUGAUGGUCUCACUUUAAAAGGAUGGGAUAUCUCUCGUUUUGUUUAUUUAACACAUAGUUGUGAAUUAAAUGCUUUUCUGGCUGACGAGGUUCAAUUCUUGCCGUUUUUGUUUGGGUAUGGGUGUGGCUAUCUAAUUCACCAGCCCACUGACUGCUUAAGCCCCUCACGUUUCGUUUCCUUCACUAGACUUCCUGCUCGGGCUACUGACGUUGGUACAUAUAAAUUUGCGAGCCUUUAAAUGAUGGGAAACGUGAAUCAAGUAGAGCGCUGCAUUCACCCGCUUUGUUUUUGCUGUUUUUCUUGUAAAUUAUUUCACUACAUACUGAUGUUGUGAGUGACUUUUAAUGGCACGUGUUUUAAUUUUUUUGACCUGUACUCGGCUUUCUUUUUCCAUUUAGAAAUGUCUCAUCCUGUGUUUUAUUUUGUUUUCUGUAAACACGGCCUGUUUGAGUUCAGAUGUGGCAUAGGUGUGUGCGCGUGCGCAUGCAUGUAUGGGAAUGCUUUUCGCUGCGGUUUUCACGUAGCUGGAAGGCAGAGGGUGUGAAAGCCCCACCGCAGGAGUUCCAGCUUCCCUCCCUGGUGCCGCAGAGCACAGGCUCCUGGGCUCCAAUGAUGCCACAAGCUGUUCACAGUAGACAUGCCAAUACUGAUAAAAAGAGCAACAAUCUCUGUCUUCCUAUCUCCAGGUUGACAUCACAUAUUUAGGGGGGGGGGGAUGCUGUUUUCAUUCAUAUUCAUGGGUCAUAUCGGAUUUAUUUUGCUUUAGUGUUCAAUUAAAACUCAAAUGAUUAAA